UGUGUGUGUGUGCAUGUGUGUGUUCAGGUGUGAGCACUGGCCUUGGAGCUGGACUCAGAGAGAAGUCAGCACCCGGACAGUGUGGCAGGCAAAGAGCAGGUCAGAGCUCUCUGAGGGGGCCCUGACUGCUGACCAUGGGGCCAACGCACUGAGGGCCCCCCAGAUAAAUUAUAAAAACAAAAGAGGAGCAGAAAAGAAAUAAGAACAAGAAGAAAAGCUAAAAAAAAAGAAAAGAAAGACAGACAGAGAAGAACAAUGGUUGCAGAGGAAGUGAUUAUUACAUUGUCUGGUGGAGCGCCAUGGGGCUUUCGUCUCCAGGGAGGCUUGGAACAUCAGAAACCGCUCCAGGUGGCUAAGGUACGUAAACGCAGCAAGGCGUGCAGGGCUGGGCUGCGGGAGGCUGAUGAGCUGGUGUCCAUCAACGAACAGCCAUGUGGAACGCUAUCACACGCCCAGGCCAUGAACCUCAUAGACAGCUCCUCUGGGUUAUUACACAUCCGGGUCAAAAGGGCCCCUGCUGGUUUUCAGUCUGUGGUGCUUGUGACCCGUGCCCCAUCUCCCCGUAUAGACAAAGAGUACCGCGCUGCUCUGCGUGCCAUGUCACCCUCUCACCCCCACCAUGCACCUGUCCGUGAGGUCCACCGUAGCCGCUCCUCCCUGACCAGUGGCUUGACAUCUCCACCUGGCAGUGAGGCUUACUAUGGUGAGACUGACAGUGAUGCAGACGUGGCGGGCUAUGAGAGGCAGCGCCGGCAGAAACGUCGCAGCCCCAGCAACUCCAACCCUGGGAAACCGACAGGACGAGCCUCCCCUGAGGGCGGUGAGACAUCAGAGAUGAGUGGCUAUGACAGCGCUCCAGAUGCACACGUUUACCCCACUUUGUUGGAUGGACGCGGGGGAGAUGGACAUGCAGGAGGGGGGCUACCGGGGGUGGCAAGGAGGGAGGUGAUUUACCAGCCUUCUGUUCCAGGAAUGUGGUCCUCCCAGACAUCCACUGAGACCUCCUCCAUCAUCUCCUCAGCAGAUGACCAGGGGCCACGGGAUGGAGGGCAAGAAGAGGACAGUGGCUUUCUAGAGCCAGCCAAUGUGCCACUGGUUUCCCCUGAGAGGGCAAAGGAGGCCUUAAUGCUGGGCUCCCGCAACCAGCUUGUACCCAUGGUGGGUCCUGUGAAUAAACCCAUAGACGAAGAGCUUACAACAACCUACAUGGAAAAGGCCAAACAAGCCAAAUUGAACCGAGGAGAUACAGUGCAAGACAAGCAUGUAAAGGAAGCCAAAAGCAAGUGUCGAACAAUUGCAUCCCUGCUGACUGAUGCUCCCAACCCUCACUCCAAGGGAGUACUGAUGUUCAAGAAGAGGCGGCAGCGCUCUAAGAAGUACACCCUCACCAGCUUUGGUAGUGUGGAUGAAGACAGGUGUCCAGACUCACAAGAGGAGGAUGGGGUACUUCCUGGCAGUGAAUCAGAGUUUGAUGAGGAUGGCUUCUCAGCUGUUCCUGACCCAACAUGGGAUAGUGACUACUUGGAUAUGCUGGAGAAAAGGGCAACUGCAGGCAUUGAAGGUCGGGGGGAUGGAGCAGAGGACGCUCCGAGUCCAGGAUUGAGUGACACUACAGGCAAGGGUGCCCAAUUGUUUGAGCAGCAGAGAAAGAGAGCUGCUGAGCAUGCCAAGAAGGUGGAGGCAGCACAACCUCAGGCUCCUCCACAGUCUCAGGUCCAAGAGCAGGCUCAGAUUUACCAGCUGCAUCCAGAGAUGCAAUCACAAAUGCAACCAAACCUCCAGCCUCAGCAGUUAAUACCACCUGGGUCUACAACCAUACAGCAAGAACUCUCCCAGGUUCCAAGUCCAGUUGCAGUUGGUGCCCAUGGGGUGUCUAAUGGGGAUCUAUCCUACUCUGCAGCUAGCACAGCUACUAUGGUGAUGUCACCUCCAUCUGUGGCACCCAAACCAGCCACUGCCUCAGUGACUAUUCUGACCAGUCCUGCACCACCAUCUGAAACACCAUUACCAGAACUACCUGCUAGUAAUGUUCUCAACAGAACCGCACGUCCUUUCACUCCUGGCUUCAUCAGCAUCCGAGCAGCGACUGCCCCCGUAACGUUCCGACCACCAGUCACAAAGACGACCCAGCGUCCUGCCUCAGCAGCUGUUGUGCCACCACCAUUCUCCACUCCCGCUGAACUAGCCAUUAAUGCUCCAUCAGUAAUAUCACAACUACCUCCUGGUCCUCCUUUAGCACUCUCCCCACCAUCCUCCAUACCUCAAGGUCCUUUUGUUCCGACACCAGAGGCUCCAGUUACCUUUCAUCCUCCAGCCAUCUCUACCUCAGUAGAGACAAUGCAGUCAGCACCAUCAAUAACUACUGCUCAUCAGGCUCCAUUUGCAACUGUGCCCUCAAUGUCUAUGUCUUCCAUACCCCCAGCCCCACAAGCACCAGUGGUUCCAGCUCCUGUUCCUCCUGUUUCCCAAAUUCCUGGUUCAGCCGACCCAACUGCCUCAAUGCCUCCACUUCAAGUUCCAGUUUCUCAGCCACCACCACCUCAAUUUUCUAUGGCACCUGUAGCUCAAGUGGCAGCAGUCACACAGCCAGAAGCUGUAGCUCCAACCCCUGUUCCUGGUCCAUCAGGUCGCACAGGAAUCUUACUUGAGGCUCGACGGCGUAGUGGCAAAGUCAAACCCAUGUUCAAUAUGCCAGAUGUCAAAAAGAACUCCCCUAAUCCUGAGCUACUGUCUAUGGUACAGAACCUGGAUGACAGGUCCACGCGAUACAAACAUGGGCAAACACCUGCUGAAGCUAACUAUGAUGCAGCAGAAGAAGAGAGGUAUGGUGAGGCUGCCAUGGGGAGAGUGCCUCCUCCAGUGGCACCCAAGCCUCGGGUCAUCCACGAAGCCCCACAGAUUCUUCAAGCAGGGGGUAAGGGAGCCCAGCUGUUUGCCCGCAGGCAGAGCCGAAUGGGUAUGUAUGUAGUGGACACCCCACCUGAGACCUCUUACCAGCAGGAAGUGACCAUGCACAAUGCAGUCCAACCCCUUGACUCUUCCCUCAGUCCUUCCACUCCGUCUCAGUGGAAAUACUCCCCGAAUGUCCGUGCCCCUCCACCCAUUGGGUACAAUCCACUUUUUGCCCCUUCUAUCCCUACGGGGCCUCAGAGGGAUACAAGCAAGCCAGACAGCAAGGGCAGAGGAGGCUCACAAAGAGAGGGUAUCAAAGCACUGGAUUUCAUGAGAAGGCAGCCCUACCAGCUCAACUCUGCCAUGUUCAACUAUGGGGGCAGUACUACUAAUCUAUCAGCCAUGCCUUCUUACCAGGCCCAGAGGCAGCAGCAGGGUGAUUACUCAACAACAAUGGUGGGCAGUUCAUUAAUCUCACCUAAGCAGAUACCCCUAAAAACAGCCCGUGUCUAUGAGAUCAAGCGAUUCUCCACACCCACACCCAUGUCAGCUCCCACCUUGGCUCCAAAAGUCAUUGCACCCCGUUCAGCUACAACCCUUGGAGAACGUUUGACUCACUCCGGAAUGACCUCCCCACCUCCUGCUCCUUUCACUCCAGGCCCAGCCCCUUAUUUAACACCAGCACCAGUCAGUGUCCCAACCCCAGUUUCACCUCCCACCCAACCAGCUGGAUUGCCCAGCCUCCCAAAAUUCUCUGCCACCCCUAUUCCAAACCCUGUGCCCCCUGCAGUCCCUACACCUUACACUCCAGUAUCCUACACCACUGGGCUCCAGGCAGCCAAGCAGUUCCAGAGCGCUCCUGAGCUCAGUAUCCUUUCCUCCUUGCCCCCACUAAAGUCCAACCCAGUUCAGGCACCCAAACCCCGUUUUGUUGCCACGAAGGGAGGCGUCCAGCCCCGUGUCUGGAGGCCAGGUGCAAUGUGAUCAGCAGUGGAACAGUCACUAUCACCCUUGGGCAUCUUCACAUAGUUUUAAUUUAGUACUGAUAUGACUAGUUGAUUAUUGACAAAAAAAAUUAGUCAGCAACACUUUUAUGAUUUUGUUCAUUGUUCAGGCCAAAUAAAAAUGCCUAUAGGCAACUGCCUCCAUCAAACAUGACAAAUUUUCUGAUUUUCCCUUCUUAGGUCACUGUAAAUGGAAUAUCUUGGGGGUUUGGGUGGUUGGUUGAACAAAAAAAGAAUUUUGUAUCACCUUAGGUUUUGGGCAAUUACAAUGGGCAAUUCCCUAAUCAAUAAAUUGAUUCAUUUUAAGCAGCCCUGCAUCCAUUAAUUUAAGCCACAAAUUCAGCUGGUGAAGUUUUGAACUUGUUAGAACUUGAAUAAUGAUAAUAGAUCAUAAAUUUCUACUUGCUGCUCAAAAUGCUGCUUAAUACAUUUAUUUUGUAACCAACACAUUUAUUCACGUUUAUCUGAGUGACAAUAAUAAUAAUUAUAAGGAAUAUUAGCACAUACUCUAUGCUGCAUAGUCCACCAUAUGCCUGUCCUGGAGGAGGUUUGUGUAAGGCUACUGGAGAUCUCUUUCUACUAAUUUAGCAGAAACACCAUCUAAACAGAGCCUGUACUGAAUUAUUCUUUGAAACUUGAAGUGUCUGACAGAUGUUGAAAAUGAAUAGCUGCCAUUCUGACCAUAGGAUUAAAUCACUGAGGAUGUAUGUUGUAGUAUGAUGACAGGCAGAGGUGGAUAAAGGCUUUCAUCUUUAAACAUAUAUUCUGUUAUUCUGAACUUGUCCUACUAAAUGUUGUGCACAACAUGUUUUUUUUUUUUAAAUUUACCCAAUCUGUAGAUUAAUCAAUAAGAAACCCAUGACGAUCUAGUCUCCAAGGGUUUAAAUGAUGCAUGACCAGUUGAAAAUUGUAAAAUGUUUUUAAACGCCUAAGCUCACUAUGAAACUAUAUGUGAAGACAAGGUUGCAAGGUGUUAGUGAGGUUGCGCCAAAUACCUCUGCUCACUACAGCCAGAGAGAAAUGCUAUCUUUUUAGCAUGGGUCACAUUCAACAAGUGCCCGGGCUGUCACUGAAUGUACACUUGUCACUUGAUAUCACAGCUUCCAGUCGCGACUUAGGCACACCAGAGCCUCCUUAGUAUCAGUGUGAUCUUUGCAGAUAUAUGUAAAUUCUUUAACUUUUAUUAAACAAAUAACACAGAUGAA
Toxotes jaculatrix (banded archerfish) is the source of this 5101-nucleotide messenger RNA. It is a transcript of the gene synpo2la, whose product is annotated as synaptopodin 2-like a. Gene Ontology annotation, biological process: positive regulation of actin filament bundle assembly. Gene Ontology annotation, cellular component: nucleus; Z disc; actin cytoskeleton. NCBI's taxonomy places the organism in Eukaryota, Metazoa, Chordata, Actinopteri, Toxotidae. The transcript has 4 exons. The record is from RefSeq and is a predicted model, not a curated record. Bases 256 to 3876 code for a protein of 1206 amino acids. Gene Ontology annotation, molecular function: actin binding.